AUGAAAAUAAAGCUUAAAUAUUUUAAUGCUUGGGGAGAAAUGUAGGAUUGCUUCAUUGAGAUCUCCUCAAAGGAAACUUUGCAAGUCCUGCGACUUUAAAUCGAAAGAGUGACUGAAAUAGAUGUAGAUGAUCAACAACUCUUUAUAGUUCACAAUAGAGAAAUGAAACAAAUAUACAAAUACGAGUAUUUAAGUUAAAUAAAACUACUUAAUGAGGGUGUUUUGUUUGUUAAAAAUAGCAAAGACUAAUUUAGUGUUAGGGCAUCUCAAAUUUAUCAAAAUGAUUCCUUCGAAUCAACCAAUUAAAAUACUGCCUCAACUCUAAAAAAGUCAAUUCACAAUUCCUUCUCUUAAAGAGACAAAAAUAUCAUUUACAACAGUUUUCUUGCACUCUAAAUCGAAUAAUUUUAUGAACACAUAUAGAAAAAUAACUUGGAAGAAGCCAAAAUUUUGCUUUAAUCGCACAUCGAAUAAAAAGAAUUUUUCUUGAAUGAUACUACUUUUUUUGGAUGGUCAGCUUUGCAUGUUUCAAUUUUAGCAGGAUCUGAUAAGCUAUUUUUGUGGUUAUUAACUGAAGGAGCUAAUAUAAAUCUGCAAACUAAUGAUGGUUGGGAUUGUCUUUCUUUAUCAGUUUGUCUAAGACAAAAAACUAUUUUUUGCUUGUUACUUGCCUAACCUAAAUUAAAUGUGAAUCAAUUAAGUAAACACGGGACAGCGUUGCAUUUGGCAGCCUAAAAUGAUGACACUGAAUUUGUGUAAUUAUUACUCAAUCAUCCAAAAAUAGAUAUGAAGUAUGCAUAAUUUUCAUUAAUUAAUAGCAUUUUAGAUAAAAAUAAUUGUAGGGCUAUUGAUAUUGCUCGCAAUAAAGCUAAAUAACUAUUAAAAUAUGAAAACGAAUUUUAGAUUGUUUAAAGUCAUAGAACUUCAUUCAUUUCUUCAAUGAUUGGAAUUAGUUUGGACAAUCUCAUGAAAGAUACUUUCAUCAUAAAUAAACCAUAACGACCACCAAUACUCAAGGGAAAGGUUUUUAAAGUUAAUUACUUUAAAUUAAGAAUGUAUGAACGAUAUAUGAUUGUUGAUCCAGACACUGAUUCUAUUGCUAAAUUUAAAAACAUUUAAGACAUUCCACACAAUCCUAAUUAAAUCAUACCCUUAGAAAAUGUUUAUGAUAUCAAAGUUUCUAAAGAUGAGUGGUUUUAGGAAGAUGAUUAUUUUUAUUUGGAAAUCAAAUACUUUUCAAAGCAUAUCUUCAUUGCAUUGAAGAGUAAAGAUGCUGCUAGAAGAUGGUAUGAAGGUUUAAAAAAUUGUGUUGGCUAUUCUCGAUACAUUAAGUAGAACAUUAAAUCUCCAGAGGAAUAAAGGUUAGCAUAAAGAGCCUUUGGUUUAAUGAUGGCUAAACCGAAUUCGAUCAUUAAUAUUGAAGAUUGCAAAGUGGAAGAUCACGUGCAGUCUAAAUAAAAAUAAGCAAUUCAAAAAAAAAAAUAGAAUUCUGAUUUGAAUAGUGUUACUGAGGAAGCCUCAGAAAUUGAUAUCAUCAUAGAAAAGAGCAAUUCCUACAGUAUUUAAGAUAAAAUUAACCUUUCGAGCUUUUAAGUUGUAGAAAUGAUAGGUAAAGGAAGCUUUGGAAAUGUAUACAAGGCUAAGUAUAAGCAUAUAAAUUGUGCUAUCAAAUAACAAGAAAAAGAUAAACUAAUUCGAAAUGGCUAUCUUAAGUACAUAAUCUCGGAAUUACAGAUUCUAAGAACAAUAAGACAUCCGUUUAUUGUGAAAUUGUAUCUAUCUUUCCAAACUCAAUUCUAUUUAUAUAUAGUGACAGAAUUAUGUCCUGCAGGAGAUCUAUCAAAGUAUAUGACUAGAGGGUAAAUUUUGAAUGAAUAUACUGCCAAAUUCAUUAUAGCCUAAAUUAUUCUAGCCAUCGAAUAUCUACAUUCAUAAUAAAUUAUAUAUAGAGAUUUAAAACCUGAAAACAUCUUGAUUGAUUAAGAGGGGUAUAUUAAACUAACUGAUUUUGGAUUAUGUAAAUAAUUCGAUGGAAAUGACUUCACAGCCUCUAGUUUUUGUGGAUCACCUGCUUACCUACCUCCAGAAUUGGUCACAGGAGGAGUCUCCUUAAAAGCCACUGACAUCUAUUAAAUUGGAACUAUUCUGUAUGAAAUGUUAACAGGAUACCCACCAUUUUAUACUCAAGAUUUAAAGAGUCUAAUGGAAAAGAUUAAAUAUGAUUCAUUAUUUAUACCUAAAAAUAUAAGUUUAGAAGCAUAGGAUCUAUUAAAACGGAUGCUCAAAAAAGACCCUGAAGAACGAUUGGGAUACAAUGAUGUCUCCGUAUUGAAGAAGCAUAUGUUCUUCGCUGAAAUAGACUGGGAUCGACUAUAUACAAAGCAGUAUAAGCCUCCUCGUCUAGUUUUUUAUGCUCAACACAAUAUUUUCAGGGAUGGAUAAUAAAUCAAUAAAGAAGAUAAUGUAAAUUAAUAAUAUACGUCUUAGAAAAUCUUAGAUCUAGAUUAUUAAGAGGGCGAUGAAAAACUCAACUUCAUAGAAAAUUGGGACUCAUCAUAUGUAUGA
Paramecium tetraurelia is the source of this 2565-nucleotide messenger RNA. RefSeq lists its product as uncharacterized. NCBI's taxonomy places the organism in Eukaryota, Ciliophora, Oligohymenophorea, Peniculida, Parameciidae. The record is from RefSeq and is a predicted model, not a curated record. Gene Ontology annotation, molecular function: protein serine/threonine kinase activity; ATP binding; protein binding. The transcript has 6 exons. Gene Ontology annotation, biological process: protein phosphorylation.